AUGGCUCCAUUUAGAGGAGGCCGAGGAGGCCGAGGAGGUCGAGGAAGUCGAGGAGGUCAGAGAGGCGGUCAAAGAGGCGGCCAACGAGGCGGCGCAAGAGGAGGCAAGCUUGCGAGGAGCGGCAUCCGGACAAGAGCAGGUUACCGCAAGUUUGACAGCCAGCGAGUGCAGGAUGUUGAGCCCUCAGACAACGUGGUCGAUGCCGACGAUGACGAGGAUACCGCCGACCCCUUCCAGGUCCAUUUUGCGCAUCCGGACGACAACGAGCUGUCUAGACGUCUGAAAGAUGUCCAAGCUCAAACGUGGAAGCCAGACAAGCAAGCAUACCCGGGCGUGGGCAAUUUGACGAUCAUGGUGCCGGAAAGCCACCAAAGCACGGCCAUUCGAAAGGCAAAUCUGCUUACAACAAAUGCCCUUCCAUUGAAGCAGCGCCUGAUCCCAGCCGCACAAGCAGGCUUGGGCCAGCUUGAUCUCUUGCAACAAGCAGUCGCCCCAUACAUGUUCAACUACAUGGAUGUCAUGCUGGGAAAUCGAACGCCCCAGAAUGCAACGAGGCUUAGGAAGCUGGCGUGCUUGCAUGUGUUGAAUCACGUCCUCAAAGGCCGUGAUAAGAUAUUGAAGAACAACGCCCGGAUGAAUCAUAACGAUCAACAGCAAGAGCUAGAUCUUCGCGACCAAGGCUUCACGCGGCCCAAAGUACUCAUCUUGCUGGAAACGCGACAGAUGUGCUUCAAAUACGCCGAAAGCAUCGUGGACCUUUUCAAGCCGGAACAGCAAGAAAACAAGCUGCGAUUUGAAACGGCCUUUGCAUCGGAAAUUGAGGACCGGGAAAACAUGCCUGAAGACUUCCGUGAGCUUUUUGAAGGUAACAAUGAUAACAACUUCAUGACGGCCUUGAAGUUCACCCGCAAAACGAUCAAAUUCUAUUCCCCCUUCUACGGCUCCGAUAUCAUCCUGGCCUCGCCUCUCGGUCUGCGCCGCAUCCUCGAGAAUGAAGACGUCAAGAAGCGGGAUGCCGACUUUCUGUCGUCCAUCGAGGUGGUGGUCGUGGAUCAAGCAGAUGCGAUGCAGAUGCAAAAUUGGGAGAAUGUCGAGUCCGUCUUCCGCCAUAUCAACGGUCCGCUUCAAGAAGCGCACGGCUGCGAUUUCAGCCGGGUGCGAUCUUGGUGUCUCGAUGGGCACGCGAAGCACCUACGGCAAACGCUCGUCUUUAGCGCAUACAUCACACCCGAGAUGAACAGAUUGUUCAAUGGCAAUAUGUUGAACGUCGCCGGAAAAGCCAAGCUGGUCCCUUCUUAUACAGAAGGAGCGAUAGCAACGACCGGCGGCCUCUCCAUCAAGCAAACCUUUUCUCGCUUCGACGCCUCCGCGGCUGCGACAGACCCCGACGCCCGGUUCCAGUUUUUCACCACCACCGUCUUGCCUACGCUCCUGCGACUGCCCAAACCAGCGGAUGGAGCGAAGGGGAUACUGAUCUUCAUCCCUUCGUACUACGACUUCCUGCGUCUGCGCAACUUCUUCGCCACCAGCACACUCACCGCCAAUCUCUCCUUUGGCGCGAUUCACGACUACUCCGACGUAUCAUCGCAGCGGCGUGCUCGCUCUCACUUCCUCAGCGGCCGACACAGCAUUCUGGUCUACACGCAACGAGCGCACCACUUCUAUCGUUUGAAGGUGAGGGGCGUGAAGCGAGUGGUGAUGUACGGAGUUCCGGAUGAUGCGCGCUUCUACGAGGAAGUGGUGGGAGGGUUUUUGGGGACGAGUGUGGAGGAGGGUAGGGUGGGGGUGGAGGAGACGGGAUCGCGAGUGGUGUUUUCGCGGUGGGAUGCGUUGAAGCUGGAACGUGUUGUGGGGAGUGGAAGGGUGAAGAAGAUGAUUGCUGGCAAGGGAGAUGUGUUUGAUUUUGUUUGA
Neohortaea acidophila is the source of this 1911-nucleotide messenger RNA. RefSeq lists its product as uncharacterized. Gene Ontology annotation, biological process: maturation of SSU-rRNA from tricistronic rRNA transcript (SSU-rRNA, 5.8S rRNA, LSU-rRNA). Gene Ontology annotation, molecular function: U3 snoRNA binding; rRNA binding. The transcript has 2 exons. Gene Ontology annotation, cellular component: small-subunit processome; nucleolus. Bases 1 to 1911 code for a protein of 636 amino acids. NCBI's taxonomy places the organism in Eukaryota, Fungi, Ascomycota, Dothideomycetes, Mycosphaerellales, Teratosphaeriaceae. The record is from RefSeq and is a predicted model, not a curated record.